AGCCUGUAAUAGGAUCCGAGUAUUAAAGUCAGUUGUUGAAUAAGGAUUCAAGAAGUAUGAGACAUCAGUUCUCUGCUUUAAUCCUUCUUCUAUUUAAUUUAUGUCGGGUGGUCUCCUCACAGGAACUGGAGUUAGAUAAUCUUAUUCAACGAAUACAAGCUCAGCACCAACAACAUUCAAGGAUUUGCAUCAUUGAUCUAGUGGAUGAUCUAGAAAUGAGUUUACCAGCAGCAAGCCCUGAAAACGGAAUAAAAAUAAAACAUGCAAUCAACUUUAUCAGUUAUGAUAUGAACACUACUAUUCAAAUGACAAAGGCACCAGAGAAACUCAAAGAACUGCUAAACAAUGCUUUUGAUUUUGGGAAUAAAUGUACAUCAAAUUCAAGCAAUCUUUUAACUAAUGUGCCUAAUACACCUUUUAUAAAAGAACCAUUCCCAUCUCCUGACAAACCAGCAAGAACACCUAAUGAAGAACCAGCAAUGGAAGGACCUUCAAGACCAUUUGUUGAAGAACCUGCAAGACCUCCUAUCAAAGAAACUGAAGUACCUCCUAUUAGAGAACCUGCAGAACCUUCUACAGAAAUGCCAACAAGACCUUCAACUGAAGAACCCCAAAACUCUCCUAUUGAAGAACCCCAAAACUCUCCUAUUGAAGAAUCUGAAAAUCCUCCUAUGGAAGAACCUGCAAUACCACGUGUGGAAAAACCUGCAAGACCUCCUAACAAAGAAACUGAGGAACCUUCAAAACCUCCUACUGAAAAACCUGCAAGACCUCCAACUCAGGGAUCUUCACAACCUACAAGUAAAGAACCUACCCAACCUCCAAGUGAAGAACCAGCUCCUGAGGCAUCAACCACUUCAACACUCUUUAAACCCUCUUCGCUCCUCAAAGAUUCAAAUAAUUCAUUUCCCACAACCACAGAUAAAACUAAUAGGUAUGAGGAUUAUGGAAUUACACAAAAAUUUAUACCUUCAUUGUUUGACCGAGAUGAUGAAAAUUCCACAAAUUCUGCAGAAACAACUGGGACUGACCCUGACAAUAAUACCCCAAAAGGUAUAACUCCAAAUUCAGGGAUAUCAACCCCUCUACCUAGAGAUCUGACUCCAAUAACUACACUAAGGCCAAAAGAAAAGGAUAGAAGAACUGAAAGAUUUAAUCCUAAUUUUACUAAACCCAAAAAUAUUUCGACAUCAACCCCCUCUUUCUUCACUGUUCCAUCAGGAGAUAACUCUACUGAUUUAAAUAAAACUGUGCCAAGAGAUUACAAUGAAAACAGGAAGGAAGCUUUUGAUCCAAAUUUCUUUAACAGGAAUAAAACUGCAACAUCCACACCUUCAAACUCAAACAUAUCAAAUCUAAUAGAUGAGAUUCCUGACAGGAGACAGGGGUUUGAUCCUAAGUUUAUUCAGAAUAUGGAAAAUACUAAACCCUCUCUUCUACUAGAUCCAAAUUUUACUCCAAACACAAUUAAUUCCACCCCAUCAACACCACAAGAAAAAAAUGUCCCACAGAAAGAGAACUUUAAUCCAAGGUUUCUCAGCCCCAGGGAACCCAUAACAAGGACAAAUGAUCUUGUCACUCGGCCGCCCAGAACUAGUGUUACCUUUAUACCCAGAACAAGGAACACCCGUAAACCUAGAACAAGGAACACCCGUAAACCUAGAACAAGAAACACUCGUAAACCCAGACCAAGAAGAAAAAACUUUAUCCCGCAGAAUUCCAUUCCUAGAACAAAUAAUCUUACUACCCGGAAUCCUAGAACCAGAGGAAAUGGUUUUAACCCUCUAGAUCGCAGAAACAGGACAAAUGAAUUUUACACCACAUCUUUUGGAUAUCGGAAUCAAGAAACUGAAAACAGAACAAAUAAUUUUAACCCCACAAGUUUUGGUUUUCGGGAUCAAGGAAAUGUAAACCGAACAAACGAAUUUUACCCCACAACUUUUGAUUACCGGGAUCAAGGAAAUGAAAACCGAACACAAAAUUUUGUUCCUAAGAAUUUUACCAAUGGUUCUGGUAAUUCUUCCACAACUCCAAUUAGAAAUGAGUUAUUUUCACCCACAUUUUUAGAACCAAGAAGUACAGAGGAGUAUAUUGAAGUGGCUACAUUUGAGGAGAUUACAAGUUUAAAUAAUACACAGCCCAACAAGACCAAAGAAUUUGAACCAAAACAAUUAAAAACCAAGACAGGAGAUGCUAUUCAAGAAGCUACAUUUACUGAGAUCAGUGCAACUCCUACACUUGAUGAUUUUAAGCCUCCAACUUCUGUUAAUGAACCGGUUGAAGGAGUAAAUUCUGAAAGAGCAGGAAUUCCUAUAAUCCAGCCUGGUAAGACUGAUCCAAUUGUAACAGCUGGUAUGAAUUCAACAAACAGUACUACUGCUGAUCCAAUUGUAACAGCUGGUAUGAAUUCAACAAACAGUACUACUGAGCCACCCAUAAAGACCUUAGAUGAAUACGGGCAAGAUUUGAUGGACCCCUAUGAAAUUGGUAUCGAGCAGGAGGAGUACUCGGACAGGGUUCUUCUUGAUAACUUGCCAUCUCCUACUCCUCAGGAUCGGAAUAAAACAAUAUUCAACAUAGAUGUUGUGCAUAAGGACGGUGAUAAAAAUAAAACAUUCAACUAUGAAUACAGAAUUGAUAAUAAUGAGGAUUUUGAGGAUAACAAAUAUGAUGUGGUGCAGUAUGACAGCAACGAGCGUGGCUCCUAUAUGGAUGAUAGUGCUUACACAUAGAUUAUACAGGGUGUCCCAAUAAACACUGGAAUCAAAUUAUGAAUACGAAAUCGACGUUAUAAUAAUCGUUACUCAAUUCCCAUGUUUGUUGAUCCACCCUGUAUGUCAAGAUUGUACUUUUCUAGUGGCAUUUACUAACGGACAAAAGCAAAGCUGCCAAUCCAUAUUUGUCGGAUUCAAUGAAAAGCAUUUAGUUGAACUAGGUAGGUCUAGAUAAACUUCUUCUCUACUCAACUCACAGCACAGAGAUCAAAGAGGCUAUGGAAAUUGUGCAACAAGACCGGGUUUACUUAAAAGUGUCACAGCGCCACGAUUUACCUAAAUCCCUUAUACGUUUGUGAAAUUAUGUUGCUAUUAUAGAUAGUGUACAUUAGACCAUGUACAUUGUACAUUUUAGAACAAUAACGAGCUUAUUCUAGAUUCAAGUUAAAAAAAAAAACGUAAUUGACAAACAUUCUGAUAAAUUUUUGUACUGCAGGGUUCAGCAUUUCUAUCACUUAAAUGAAGACGACUUUUCUAUCUAUGUUUUGAUUUCUCUAAUGCUUUUUUCACGAUACAAGUAAACAAAGAGAAAUAAAAAAUUGAAAUCAAAAGUCGUCUUUAUAGUUAUAUUGAAAUAUACGACAAUUGUAUGAGAGCAAUUUUAUUUUGGAUCACAGCAUUAUCCACUCCUGAGAACUAGUUCAUCUAUCCGUUCUUAGUUCAACUACUUCUUGCAAUUCAUAAGCUCAACCUAAAACGUCAAGACCUACGAAAUAAGAGCCGCACUUACAAAUGUUGAGAUAUAACUCCGUCAGUAAAAAUUCUUUUCGUAAAAAUGCCUUUGGAAAGUACAUUCAGUUUUGACAAACAAUCCUACUUUUAUAUUCGAGAAUGAGAAUAACAUGUAACAAGAAUUGUUUUUACCAUCCUCAAUAAAAUGAUUACUUCGUGAAUCUA
Molecule: messenger RNA, 3671 nt
Organism: Eurytemora carolleeae
Lineage: Eukaryota; Metazoa; Arthropoda; Copepoda; Calanoida; Temoridae
Product: proteoglycan 4
Exons: 13
Coding region: 57-2732 (891 amino acids)
Source: RefSeq, a predicted model, not a curated record